AUGGUGAAGCAGACAGGAAGUGAAACGAAUGAACGAAAAGAAGCUGUCAAGGAAGAGCCUAUAGAACUAAUUGGCCAAAAAAAUGAUGAAGAGUCGAAAGUUAGUAGAAAGAAAUUGCGCCAACGAAUGCCGAAAAAGGCAGCUGGUGAUAGCGAUUCAGCGAGUAGCAUAGAAGUGAAUUUUGAAUCGGAAGAUAGUGAUUACAGUGAUAAGGUAAAAACAAAACAAAAACGAAAGCAUGCUGUAAAAUUGAAUACUAUCCAGAAGCAGUCCAAGAAAGGAGGGAAAGUCAAGGGAACUUCUGAAAACGAUCAAGCAAAACUUCGCCGACGACCGCCGAAGAAGGAAUUUCAUAACGAAGACAUAGUAACUAAUCAGCCUGGCACUUCCAGAAGGUCAGCCAAAGCCGUUGCGAAAUCAUUUAAAGAACAGACAAAUCGAAAGCGGCGAAUCAGUGCCGCUUCAUUUGGUUCCAGUUUCUCAGAAGAUGAAUGGGAAGAAAUGGAAGAAUUGGAAAUGCUUGAUGAAAUGAGUUACAAGCCACCACCACAAGAUAGUGUUGAGAUAACAAUUAAAGCACCGAAGCCAGUCGAAACAAUUGAAGCAAAAUGGGCAAAAUUUAUCAGACAAGCAAUGCAUCUUCUUUGUUACAUUGCACAUUUGCAAAUCUGGACUCGAGCUUUGGUACGGAAUGAAGCAUUGAUGUCUCUCUGUUUAUCACUGAUACCGGAAGGAUACAUUACAGCAGCGCAGCAUGGAUUAGAUAUAGCCACCGCCGAAAGAUUCUUGAAAUGAUCAGCUUUUCAACAGGCACAAAAAGACUACAUAGCGAAGGAUGGCUUUUGUGAUGCUCAGGUUGAAAGAUUGGAAGAAUUGAUUGGUGACCGAGUCUAUGAAAACGAUAGGGAUUUAGCUUCGCUGUGCACCUUUUUGCUCAAUGGUUAG
Gongylonema pulchrum is the source of this 945-nucleotide messenger RNA. The record is from the annotation of a GenBank genome assembly. Lineage: Eukaryota; Metazoa; Nematoda; Chromadorea; Rhabditida; Gongylonematidae.